UUCCAUAACCAGAAGGAUCUGUUUGAUGCAGACCUACAACUUGGAAGCAAAAGUCAAACACUAAUGAUGGACAAUCUCUCUAGUGCAACUGAAUUCUGCCUUCUGGGUUUCCCUGGAUCCCAAGAGCUACACUACAUCCUUUUUGCCAUAUUCUUUUUCUUCUAUUCAGUGACACUGCUGGGAAACAUGGUCAUCAUCAUUAUUGUCUGUGUUGAUAAACGUCUACAGUCCCCCAUGUACUUCUUCCUGGGCAACCUCUCACUCCUGGAAAUCCUGGUAACAACUACAAUUGUUCCCUUAAUGCUUUGGGGUCUUCUACUCCCUGGGAAGCAGACAAUAUCUCUGAAUGGAUGCAUUGCCCAACUCUUCCUUUACCUCUCUCUAGGGACCACAGAGUUUGCAGUGCUUGGAGCAAUGGCUGUGGACCGUUAUGUGGCUAUCUGCAAUCCUUUGAGGUAUAACGUCAUCAUGAACAGCCGCACUUGCAUCUGGGUGGUCAUGGUGUCCUGGAUGUUUGGGUUCCUUUCUGAAAUCUGGCCAGUCUAUGCCACAUUCCAGUUUACUUUCUGCAAAUCAAAUCUCUUAGAUCAUUUUUACUGCGAUCGAGGCCAAUUGCUCAAAUUAUCUUGUAAUGAAACCUUUCUCACAGAGUUCAUUCUUUUCAUAAUGGCUGUUUUCAUUAUUGUUGGAUCCUUGAUCCCCACAAUUGUCUCCUACACCUAUAUCAUCUCCACCAUCCUCAAGAUCCCCUCAGCCUCUGGCCGGAAGAAAGCCUUCUCCACCUGUGCCUCCCAUUUCACUUUUGUUGUGAUUGGCUACGGCACCUGCUUGUUCCUCUAUGUGAAACCUAAGCAAACACAGGCAGCAGAGUACAACAGGGUGGCCUCCCUGCUGGUUUCUGUGGUCACUCCUUUUCUGAACCCCUUCAUCUUCACACUUCGAAAUGAUAAAGUCAAAGAGGCCCUUAGAGAUGGAGUGAAGCGUUGCUGUCUGCUCUUCAGGGAUUAGCUCUUCUCUCAGUCACUCUUAGGUGACAGGGCCUAGAAAAUCUCAACUUCCCUAGUCCAUUAGAGUUGUAGUAAACUCUGAAUCCUGGG
Messenger RNA from Mus caroli (Ryukyu mouse), 1097 nucleotides. Its product is annotated as olfactory receptor 9A4-like. Gene Ontology annotation, biological process: G protein-coupled receptor signaling pathway. Gene Ontology annotation, molecular function: G protein-coupled receptor activity; olfactory receptor activity. Gene Ontology annotation, cellular component: membrane. NCBI's taxonomy places the organism in Eukaryota, Metazoa, Chordata, Mammalia, Rodentia, Muridae. The record is from RefSeq and is a predicted model, not a curated record.